Molecule: messenger RNA, 1030 nt
Organism: Lottia gigantea (owl limpet)
Lineage: Eukaryota; Metazoa; Mollusca; Gastropoda; Lottiidae
Exons: 3
Coding region: 169-675 (168 amino acids)
Biological process (GO): negative regulation of smoothened signaling pathway
Cellular component (GO): Golgi apparatus; ciliary membrane
Source: RefSeq, a predicted model, not a curated record
CGCUGUUUUCAAGAUGGAAGCAAAUUUUGGCAAAAAUGAAAAUUAUGAUAAUAAAUCAACUUUCUAUGCUAUAUUAUCAAAUAACUUGAUUUGCCAUGUUGAUUAAUUGUUGUGUUUAUGAGCCUAUAAACUUAUACCCUAUCUGAAACUUACUGUGAUUGUCUUAAAAUGGAUAAAUUAAGUAUCAUUUCUGGUGCCUUGUUUUUCGCAGCUGACAUAUUUGCUGUCAUAAGUCUUGCAAUGCCAAAUUGGAUCAUUUCUGAAGUAGGAGGGAAUGUUUAUAUUGGACUUCUACAGACCUGUUUAACAAUUUAUGGCAGGCCACCUAUAUGUUUUUCCCCAGAACCAGUUCGUGCUGAAUGGGUACUGACAUUCAUAUGUGUAGUUCUGGGCAUUAUGUGUAUCAGUAUAACAGUUAUUUUAUUGGGUCUCUCAUUGUGGGAAUACAGAGUAAUGAAGUUUGCACGAUGGCUGGGAUUUGUGGCAAUGAUUUUAUUCUGUAUUGCUGCUGUGAUAUUUCCUAUUGGUUUUGAUAUGGAUCAAAUAGGAGGAGAAGCUUAUCAGUUACCUAAUAACUUUCGUGUUGGAAUAUCAUAUAUUUUCUUUGUAUUGGCCUUGUGGAUUACUGUAGUGUCUCAACUAUUCGCAUCUAAAGUUUGUCUCCCACAUUUUUGAAUGCAAUGUGUUUUAUGGAAGGAAUGCAUAUGAGACGUUAAAAGGCAAAAUUUCCUUGAUUUUUUUAACGAGGAAUAAUUUUCACUGUUGCCAAAACAUGUUUAUGCAAAGCUGUGUUUUUUGUUUUAUUUGUCAGAAUUCUGAUCUAAGAUCUACACAAGGGAUUAAUGAUUAUUUUGUAUUUCAAAGUGUAUUUACUUCUGUGAAAGGAAAGAAGUCAGAUGAAUGUAAAUUGUUGAGCAAUGAUAUUUGAGCACAAAGGAUUCUUAGCAUGAGCGAGGGCAGUCUUCUUUGUUUUUAGGUAGUUUUGAGUAAUUAUUACAAUAUUAAUAAAGUUUUAAAGUUUUAUUUACAU